Molecule: messenger RNA, 720 nt
Organism: Paramecium sonneborni
Lineage: Eukaryota; Ciliophora; Oligohymenophorea; Peniculida; Parameciidae
Source: the annotation of a GenBank genome assembly
AUUGGAUGGACUAAUACCAUUAUUUAUUUAAAUUUAUUCUAAUUGGAAAUGUAAGAGUUGGAAAGUCAAGCAUUUUAUCAUAAAUCACAGAAAAAAAAAUUUUAGAAUAAUAUGAUUGUACAAUAGGUGUUGAAUUUGGAUCUGUAAUUACUGAAAAGAACAAGAAAACAAUUAAAUUAUAAAUAUGGGAUACAUCAGGAUAAGAUGCCUUCAAGUAAAUUACAAAAUGUUAUAUUAAAAGGUAUAUAAUAUAUAAAAUAAAUUAGUGCCGUGGGAGUAUUUUUAGUUUUUGAUAUCACAAACUAAGUUUCAUUCCAAGAUAUAUUAAACUGGUACAAUGAUAUAAAAGAUUAAGUUUCUUAAUAUGCCUAAAUAGUUUUGGUGGGCAAUAAAUUUGAUUUGGAUUCUGAGUAUAUAUUUCAAAUUAUAUAUUUUAGUCGUCAAAUAUCGACUGAACAAGCAAAAGCAUUUGCUGAUCAAUACAAAAUGCAAUAUAUUGAAAUAUCUGCAAAAACGGCUUAUAAUAUAGAAUAAUUAUUUGAGCAGACAACAAUGGAAAUAUUAAACAAGAUAGAAAUGAAACAAAUUGAUGUUAAUUAAGUAUAAAUCAGAUUUAAAUAUUAAUAGGAUAGUGGUAUUAAAUCAGGUUAAUACUUAUUGGAGGAAAAUACAAAAUGAUUGAAUUGCAAAGUUUAUUAUUAAAAUUAAAAGAUUAUCCCC